Molecule: messenger RNA, 417 nt
Organism: Protopolystoma xenopodis
Lineage: Eukaryota; Metazoa; Platyhelminthes; Monogenea; Polystomatidea; Polystomatidae
Source: the annotation of a GenBank genome assembly
CUCAAAUUGACCGAUCUACUGCACUUCUCGUCACUUAGCCGUAGGCCGAGUUCCUACGGGUAUCGUCGUCAUGGCAACGGGCAUCACGAUGAGGCAUCGCAGCAGCAGCAUCACGGCUACCGGAGACCUGCGACGGUGAAGACGUUCGGCAGGCAGUUGCGUGAGCCGAAAAGAUGGCCGAUGUUGAUGGUUCCGGCCGACCGAAAGACGAUGGUACCGUCGAAGGAGUUGCGUGAAGUCAAUCUGCCGUUGCAGUCGUUGCAGAAAUGCUCAGAGCGUUUUGACAAUCUCAAACAGGGCGUACACAUUUGCGCCGGAGUCGAGGGCAAGGUGAGUCGAGCAGAGGGUUUUUUUCUGUCACCAAGCCAACAGGAUUGUCGUGACGACCAGUCGAGUGGUCAUGGUAACAGUGAAUGA